CAGAGCACCAUAGCCCACCACUUCAAACCUAGAGACAUCAACCCUAUCAGAAUUUGACACGAAAAAAUAAGAGAGAGAGAGGUCUCUCUAGAGAGAGAGAGAGAGAUUGACAAGUCUAUCUCAAGAAUUCUGUGCCCCCAAGAACCACCUUGGGUUCAGUACGCCACGAUCUACAUGCAUAUAUGCAUGGAUCAAGGGAGCCAAUUGGGGAUGGCUUACUGUCUUCCUAACCUCAGUGUGCCAGAUCACUACUAUACCACCCCUGUUCCUCUUUCUCCACUUCAACUACCCUUCCAUCCCAAGCCUCUCCAGAUGCCAUUCGACCAGGAAGAAGCCUUGAUGCUCUCUUCUGACCAUUGCGGGCUAUACCCGCUGCCGGCGCUUCCGUUCGGCGGCGGCCACUCCGCCGCCGCGCCUGCCACCGUCUGCGAGAAGCCCACGGUCGGUUUCAUGCCUAAUAUUGAGGCUGAGGAGGUGGGCACGUCGGUGACCGCAAGAGUUGGCUAUGAGGGUGUCACUGCCUGUAAUGGUUAUUCUAGUAAUACAUGGUGGAGGGGCUCGACGAUGUUGGCGGGGGAGAAGGGGAAGAUGAAGGUGAGGAGGAAGAUGAGGGAGCCGAGGUUUUGCUUCCAGACCAGAAGCGACGUGGAUGUGCUGGACGAUGGCUACAAGUGGAGGAAAUACGGGCAGAAGGUUGUCAAGAACAGUCUCCAUCCCAGGAGCUACUUCAGGUGCACGCACAGCAACUGCCGCGUGAAGAAGCGCGUGGAGCGGCUGUCGACGGACUGCCGCAUGGUGAUCACCACGUACGAGGGCCGCCACACGCACCCCCCCUGCGACGACAACUCCUCCUCCUCCGGCGACAACACCACCACCUGCUUCUGAUCACCUGCCCCGAUCCGUCCGUCGUAGCCAUGCAAGUGCUCGAUCGAGCGAGCGAGAGCAAAGGGCAUCCACCGACCCACGUUUGAUCCAUCGAUCGGCUCCUUAUAUUUUGAAGGGUGAACGAUGAGACGGCUCCUUAUACUUGUACGAUCGAUGUACUGCAGAUAUAUAUUCACGCGAUCUAUCCACGUACCAGUACUGCAUGUGCAUGCAUGCAUGCAUUUCUUUCCCGUAGGCAAUAGAGAUAGUAGUGCACUUUCUAUGUACGAGUAUCUGUGCAUGUGAUGGACUAGCUACACGAGCCUCUUCAAC
This is a messenger RNA of Triticum aestivum (bread wheat), 1197 nucleotides long. Its product is annotated as probable WRKY transcription factor 12. The record is from RefSeq and is a predicted model, not a curated record. NCBI's taxonomy places the organism in Eukaryota, Viridiplantae, Streptophyta, Magnoliopsida, Poales, Poaceae. The transcript has 4 exons. Gene Ontology annotation, biological process: regulation of DNA-templated transcription. Gene Ontology annotation, molecular function: sequence-specific DNA binding; DNA-binding transcription factor activity. Bases 175 to 885 code for a protein of 236 amino acids.